AGCGUGUCCAGCCUCAGAGGUCGCUGCAUAUCUAACAUUUCUGCCUCAAGCUCCGACCAGAGCCGCUUUAAUCUGCAAGAACUAAAACCUGUCGUUCAACCCGUGAUGAACCCUGGGAUGACCGUUGCCACGAGGAAACGCCAGACCUGUCCUUGAGCUCCGGAGAAAACGAGGACACGUUUGAGAAACCUUUGAAUCUGGACGGGCUUGUUGCUUCGCUGUGGCGUAAUCGGCCUUUAGAGACGGUGACAGAACCAACUUCUUCCUGCUCAGCUCCAGACCCAACCCACCAGGAUAUAACCCUCGCUGCCCCGAUGGAGCGCGUUCAGCACAUGACCAAGUCGGCCAUCCGCCGAGCGUCUCAGAUCGAGGUGAACCCACAAGCCAAGAGGAACCUGCAGGAGCUGUUCGUCAACUUCACGCUCAUCCUCAUCUGCCUGCUUCUCAUCUACAUCAUCGUCCUGCUGAGCAGCUGAGAGCCGAGCUCUGCGGCUUGUUUUAUGGCUGCUGUGGCAAACGGAGCAGCAUGUGUGGGGUUGUGCUUUAUUCAUGUAUCUGUGGGCUUUUAGCUUCUGUACACCGACACAAGCUCUCGCUACCGAUUCUGCUAAAAGUCAGAAAAAUGCAGCAACUUUCACAGUUUAACCGAGCAGCAGUGAUAAAACAAUCAUCUCACAACGUAAGGCCAGGGGUGGACUGGCCUAUCUGGCAUUCUGGCACUGUCCCGGUGGGCCGCUUAGCCAAGUGGGCUGCUUGCCCAGCUUGGGCUGACACUACUCCACAGUUGGUGAUCUGCAGAACAUUAGCUGCACGGUAACCCGAAGCUAACAAGAGUUUUCCCAGGUGUUUUUAGCAAGAAAAACGUGGUAGAGCGAUGACGUAGGAGUUUUUUUUUUCACCACGUUAGCAUGUAGCUAAUGUCCCGCUGAUCUCCGCCCAUGGAGAAUGAGCUGAUCUGGAAGGCCAGGGCUCCCGAUCGCAGUGGUCUGGCCCUGCUUGUAAUUUAACAGUCCCAGUCUAUAUUAGAUCUCACAUUCAGCCUUGGGACGAGUCCGCAGGCGGCAAUACCCCCCCACCCCCACCGCUCUCCCAAUUGGGAGGGUCGACGAUUGGUAAAAAUGCCAGGGCCAAAUUUUGGUCCCAGUCCACUCCUGCGUAAGGCUCAGUCUGACCGGCGUUGCUAACCGGACACAAGAGCGCGUGAGCUGCUGUGGAACGCGUAAGGAAAACUAGUGAGCUCUGGCGCCACCCGGUGGGAGACGUACGAAUUACACGACCCAACAGAUUCAAGUUCGUUCAAUUUUUACGACAAAUAUUACAGAAAAAAGCCAUUUCAAGCUCAAAUAUCUCAAACGUGCCUAAAAUAAAUGAUAUUUAGUGCUGGAGUUUAAUCUAAAUGAUUGUAAAUGAUAAAAUAUGUUUGAUUAUGUUCAGCUGAACUUUUAUUUCAUCACUUGUGUUCUAUACGGGCUGCAGCAUCACCACCUAGCUCAAAACGUUUUUAAACUAUUACGUGUUUUUGUGCAUUUUAACUCAAAUAUCAUGAAAAACAAGCAGCUGAAAAGUCCCCGGUGUGACUAAAAGUGUUUAUUUUAAUCUACAGAGAAGAAAUGUGAUAAUUAAACCAGCUUCUAAUUAAUAAAAGUCUGUUGUUUGAUUUUAAACAUCUAAUAAACUCUGUAAAUACGUCUCUGA
This is a messenger RNA of Nothobranchius furzeri (turquoise killifish), 1695 nucleotides long. It is a transcript of the gene pln1, whose product is annotated as phospholamban 1. Gene Ontology annotation, molecular function: ATPase inhibitor activity. NCBI's taxonomy places the organism in Eukaryota, Metazoa, Chordata, Actinopteri, Cyprinodontiformes, Nothobranchiidae. Gene Ontology annotation, biological process: negative regulation of ATPase-coupled calcium transmembrane transporter activity; negative regulation of heart rate; negative regulation of calcium ion import into sarcoplasmic reticulum. The record is from RefSeq and is a predicted model, not a curated record. Gene Ontology annotation, cellular component: sarcoplasmic reticulum; membrane.